UCUUUCUCUUGAAAAUAUCCGUAUUACGUCGUUCUUUUCUGCCAGAAAGCGAAACUCGACUUGACGUCGGCUGUUUUUUUUGCGAUUCUCGUGUACCAUUACGUGUUCCUAGCGUGCUAACUGCCUGUCAUUCUUGAAUUUGACAGUUUAUAGAAACCGGUGAUUGCCCAAUUUGGCCUGUACGAAAGCUUUUGGUGUUGUAACAACAUAGUAUAACAUGGAUGAUUACCGUUUUCGCUCUCAACAGUCUCCUAGAAACGAGGCGCCGAUGAAUUCUCUUGUCUCACCGCAGAGAAAUGGCAGGCCUAUGCCUCAGCCAGUCUCGCAAGACCCUCGAACCACUUUGCCUCGACGAUUCACCACCGACUCGGGGCGUGUACCAACAUUGUCUACUAUUUCCACCCAGCGACUACCAGAAGCCCCAGAAUACGCUGCCUAUAAAGUACAAUUGCCGAAUCUAAGCUCACCUGCUACUCAGUUAGAGAAGAAGAAAAUCGAGUAUGAGAAGCUUCGAGAGCAGAAACGGCGAUUUGAGGCCGAAAUGCAUAAGUUGGAUCAGCAGCAGCGCCGGGAUGAGUUCGAUAUUGCACAGAUGCAGGAAGAUUUAGGUCGAGGAAAUGGCAUAGGCCUCACAGGCUACCAGUCUGAGCCAACGACCCCGCCUGAGUACCGAGAGACGAGCGCAGGAUUUCCUACCAUGUUUUCUCGCCCGAAUCGAUAUUCGACCCCUAGUCUUGGCCUCGUAUCUCCGCCGGGACUCUUUAACCGACCUGGGAGGUCUGGUUCACAGAUCACUUCUCCCCAGUCCGGUGUUCUACAAUCUCGCUUUUUUGACGAUCCCUUACCCUCCCGUUCCGUUCCUGGAUCCCGAAGAAAUAGUGAUGAGGACGAGAAGGAGGAGGCUCUUCGCCAGGAUCCUACGAGUCAUCGAUCAACCAAUGCUCUGAAUCGGUAUUCUAUGCCCGUUACCCGUCGAGGUAAUCUCUACGACAACAUUGACCAAACCAACACGACUGGUUUCCUUUUCAGGGACGACGAGUCAACCAUAGAUCUGAGCAGCUACGCUACUAUCGACGGCAGUGAGGACAACUUCCCCCAGCUUUACGCUCAGAAGGGAAACCCUAACGUGUUGUCUGCUUCUACCGCAGCUGUUGACCUCGCUUCUCAGCGUGCAAGUGGUGAAGCCACUCCCACCAACGGUUGGGGAAACAUCUCCAGACAUCGUCAGCAGCAAAGCCUGUCUACCUUAGGAUCUUCACAGAUUAACACUACCGACAACAUAAACAUGUCCCAUCAAUCAGCAUCGCCUGUUGAUAUCGGUACUAGUUCUGUGGGUGCUCGACCGUUCCGGCACUCUCUAGACUUGAGUCAUCAGUACCGCGACUCUAGUACUGAAGUCGUCACCAACAAUAUGCCAUCUUCAUCGAUGCAAGCCCUGUCGCAGCCGCCUAAGCUGCAGACCUCACUCUCCUCUGGUGAUGUGCCUACUUCGAAGGGUGUAUCUAACGCUAACAUGGGCACUUCCAACGCCAAUGCCCAUGCACAGCAACACUUCCAUAACCACAAUGCCAGUAUGGGCCGCAUCCCGCCUGGCGCCAUGAAGCGUCACAGCCGUGAGCUCUCCGCUGAUAGCCAUGCUGUUGUCACCCAGGGUGGUGCGCCAUACCCCUCUAUCAGUUCUCAAUUGCAAGGUGGUGCUCCUGCUUUCGGGCCAAUUGCUUCCAGCCAAGCUGCUGCCCAGUCUCCCGCUUCUGCUGGAGCCGGCUCGCCUUCAGCUGGUUCUUACCCUUACUAUGGAGGAUACAAUCAAACGGGCCCUAAUAAUAAUGGCUAUGGCAUGAAUAUGCUUGCGAUGAAUAUGCAGGGCAUGGGCCUUAACAACUACCCUUCUCAACCAUACCCAUAUAACCCAAUGUACCCAGGAGCGCCGCCACAGCAACGCGAUUCCCAGCCGCGCAUAAUGCGUGACCGUCGCGCCCAAGAUCCCGACUCUGUUAACCGCUUCGCGAAUAUGACUUUGCAGCAAGCACGAGGCACGAUUCACCAGCUUUGCCGUGACCAGCAUGGCUGCCGUUAUUUACAGAAGCAGCUGGAAAACCGCAACCCUGAUGAAGUUCGCAUGAUCUGGAUGGAAACCAAGGAUCAUGUCGUUGAGCUUAUGACGGACCCUUUUGGCAAUUACUUGUGCCAAAAGCUUCUUGAAUACUGCACAGACGACGAACGUACUGAGUUGAUUCGCAAUGCUACUGGUGAUAUGGUUUCGAUUGCCCUGAACCCUCACGGCACCCGUGCGCUUCAAAAAAUGAUUGAAUUUGUGUCGCUCCCUCGUCACGUUCAUCUGAUCACUGAGGCCCUGCGUUUUCAUGUUAUCGAAUUAAUCCAGGACCUGAAUGGUAACCAUGUGAUUCAGAAGUGUCUUAACAAGCUCAAUUCUGAUGAUGCACACUUUAUCUUCACUGCUGUUGGAAAUCAUUGUAUAGAGGUGGGCACUCACCGCCACGGCUGCUGUGUUCUCCAGCGUUGUAUCGACCACGCUUCCGGAGACCAGAAAAUGUGGCUGGUUCAACGAAUCACCGAUCACGCCCAUGACCUUGUGCGGGACCCCUUUGGCAAUUAUGUCCUUCAGUACAUUAUCGAUCUCAACGAGACUUUGUUCACCGAGCCCCUGGUGCAGCAAUUCCGAGGCAAGAUCACUGAGCUGUCUCGGCAUAAAUUCAGCUCCAAUGUGAUUGAAAAAUGCCUUCGAUGUGGUAAUGAGGAGUCUAAAGACUUAAUGGUCACAGAACUUCUGGCCCCGGGCGAGAUGGAUCGCCUCUUGCGGGAUAUGUUUGGUAACUAUGUUAUCCAAACUGCGCUGGACCAUGCGACCUAUCUGAUGAAGGUCCAACUUGUUGAGGCAAUCCGCCCUAUCCUGCCCAAUGUCAGGAGCACUCCAUAUGGCCGACGGCUUCAGGCUAAGAUCCAGCAGUUUGAUGCUCGUGGUCCAAACAUGAGCGGCCAAUCUACUCCCACUGACCCAACCCAAGGUCAGAUCUCACUUCGGCAAUCGUCUAACCGCCCCAUGCCGACUCAGCCCCUCAUUACGCCUGGUAAUUAUACUAGUGGUCCAGGUCCCAGUGGCAUGAAUGGCUCUCGUGGCAGGAUUGCGUACCCAUCCAGCAGCAACCUUUCGGUGGCCAACGCUAACCCUAAUGCCCCCCCGCAGCCGACACCACGAUUGGCCUCGUACCAUACUUACCCAGGAACGGGCAACCCUGAGCCUCAAGAGAACUUUUUCUGAUUUAUCCUGGAAACGGCGGCUACAUUUGUAACGGUA
Hypoxylon fragiforme is the source of this 3316-nucleotide messenger RNA. Its product is annotated as ARM repeat-containing protein. The transcript has 5 exons. Gene Ontology annotation, molecular function: mRNA binding. Lineage: Eukaryota; Fungi; Ascomycota; Sordariomycetes; Xylariales; Hypoxylaceae. Bases 218 to 3280 code for a protein of 1020 amino acids. Gene Ontology annotation, cellular component: cytoplasm. Gene Ontology annotation, biological process: post-transcriptional regulation of gene expression. The record is from RefSeq and is a predicted model, not a curated record.